AUGGAUGCCCUGUUCGACUCAAUCAACGUCCGAGAUCUCCUCUCUGCCGGCGACCUCGCGGACCAAACCUGCCCACUCUCCGCGCCUGAUCUACGCCUCCUCAUAACUCGUCUGGAGUCUCACUCGCUUCAGAUCAAAUCCAAAGUCCAAUCCUACCUCCUCGCUCACCACGGCGAGUUCUCCUCUCUCUUCCAGCUCUGCAGCGAUGCCGCAUCCCGGACCGUUGAAAUCGACCGGAAAGUUUCCGAUCUCUCGACUCUCUUGUCGGACACUCCCGUGGACGUCGAAAUCAGGGAGAUUCUGGAAGAGCUGAAGCGGAAGCUGAGAGAGGCGAAGGUGAAGAAGGAAUUGCUUCAAUUAGUGAAUGCAAUUGUGGAGAUUAGCGACAAGUUGAAAGGAGCGAAGGAGGGAAUGAAGCAUGGGCGGCUGCUAAUGGCUGCCGAGGAAGUGAAGGUGCUGAAGGAUGUGCUGAGGAUCGGCGACGAGGAAGCAGGUGAUCCUUUGGUCUAUGGUUUGCUGAGGAAGGACUGGCUGUCCUGCUUUGAGGAGAUGCAAGGCAUGCUUGUCAAGUUGAUGGAGAAAGCAGUGCAGCUGGAGCUAGAACCAUGCAGAGUUCGAGUUCGGUCUCGUUUGAGUGUUGAUGAACUUGAAGGAGUGGAACUCAGAGCUGUUUUACAAGCAAUGGAAGUGCUUGGAAUUUUGGAUUAUGGGCUUGCUAAAGUAGCUGAUAAGAUGUUCAAGUUUGUUAUCACACCUGCCAUGAACUGUGGGACAGCCACUUCUCUUGCAGGAGAUGUUAAAGAGGAGGCAGUAUUGGAAAUUAUACCAUCCUCUGAUCUUAAGACUGAAGAUGUUGAUGGUCAGACAAUUUAUUCCAGCAUUCUUCAGGUUGUGAAAUUUAUUUCAAAAUUCAUAUGCCUAGAAAAGGAAUCUUGGGUUCAGUGUUUUGGAAGAUUGACAUGGCCAAGGAUAGCUGAGCUGAUUAUUUCUAACUUCCUCUCAAAGGCUGUUCCUGAUGAUGCUUCAAAACUGGUUGGCUUUCAGAAAAUCGUGAAAAACUCCUCAGAGUUUGAAAAUGCCUUGAAAGAACUUAAGUUCAUUUCAGCUUUUGAUCAGUCAGACCUAAAGUUAAGCAACUUUUCUGAAAAUGUCGAACUUCAUUUUGCUUCUCGAAAAAGGACUGAAAUAUUGGCGAAGGCUAGAGAUUUGCUCUUACAUUGUGACUUCUCCAUUCCUCAAGAGUUUAUGAGAAAGAGUUCUCAAUCAACAAAUGGAGCAGGAGUAGCUGCAGAGCAUAUUGAUCGUCUUGUUCAUUUGCUUUUCAUGUCCGAGAGGUGUUUGGUGUCCAAAGCAGCUUCACAGCUGAUGGCUCUAGUUCAUCAGACACUCAAGGAUGUUUGCUUGUCAUCUCCAAAGGUUGCACCUGAAUUUUAUCGUGCUGCUAGGGAUGCAAUACUUCUGUAUGAAGCAGUUGUUCCUGUCAAGCUAGAGAGGAAGCUGGAUAACUUCAACCAAGUUGCUGUUCUGAUGCACAAUGACUGUCUUUAUCUAUCACAAGAAAUACUCGGAUUGGCAUUUCAGUAUCGACCAGACUUUCCAACGUCAAUCAAAGAACAUGCAGUUUUCGUCGACAUGGCUCCAAGGUACUAUGUAAUGGCCGAGGAGAUACUGCAGCGACAAAUUCAGCUCGUCAUUCUUAAUUUGAAAGAGGCUAUUGAUGGAGCCGGUGGUUUUCAGAAUUCUCAUCAGAUGCAACAGUUUGAAUCUGCAAAGUUCAGCAUAGAUCAGGUGGUCUUUGUCCUUGAAAAGGUACGAAUUAUAUGGGAGCCACUCUUGCUACCUUCAACAUACAAGAAAAGCAUGUGUGCGGUCCUAGAGUCGGUUCUUUCCAGAAUCACUGUGGAGAUACUCCUUCUAGAUGAUAUGGCAGCCGAGGAAACAUUGGAGCUCCAAAGACUAAUCCAGCUAAUGCUGGAAGGGGUGUCUCCUUUGCUGGAUUCCCUGGUUUCUGCGGUCGUCUUCGAGAAUAAGAAGCCUGAAGAAGACGACUACUCCCCCAAAGAUUCAGUUGAUGAUCUCAUUCCCUCUUUACGCAAGAUCCGCAAGCUUGCAGGCAAAGUUUCUUCAACUUUACUUUACCUUGUGAUACCACUAGUCUGUUCUUCCCAAAAAUUACUGGACCUGCCUUUGAAAUCCAUUACUAGUGAUUGGGAAAGCGGAGAACUUCAUAGAUGUGGUUUCACAAAGACUGAGGUGGUAGAUCUAAUCAGAGCCAUAUUCACUGAUACGCCUUUACGUAAAGACUGCAUAAGGACGAUCAGUAAUGUAAGCCCGUAUUAA
Molecule: messenger RNA, 2340 nt
Organism: Linum trigynum
Lineage: Eukaryota; Viridiplantae; Streptophyta; Magnoliopsida; Malpighiales; Linaceae
Source: the annotation of a GenBank genome assembly